Engraulis encrasicolus (European anchovy) is the source of this 4374-nucleotide messenger RNA. It is a transcript of the gene sack1c, whose product is annotated as family with sequence similarity 83 member C. Bases 309 to 2372 code for a protein of 687 amino acids. Lineage: Eukaryota; Metazoa; Chordata; Actinopteri; Clupeiformes; Engraulidae. Gene Ontology annotation, molecular function: protein kinase binding. The transcript has 4 exons. Gene Ontology annotation, biological process: signal transduction. The record is from RefSeq and is a predicted model, not a curated record.
GGGAAGCGUUUUUCAUAUCGUGUGACUCGGGGCGGAGCUAGGGCACGUUUUCCAAGCAGGUAGAUUAUGCUUCAGGUGGGGGGAAGCCGAGCCCUGUGGAGUCUCACCACAGCAACAAUACGCAAACCCCAUGAGACUGUCACCGAGAUGACUAGGAACAAGACCAGCGCAUUUGGCCACUCGCGUUAGACUUUUUGGUGGCCUUUUUAAAAAUCUGAUUGUUUACUUAUUUCGCCUGCUUGUUUUGAGCUGACAAAGGACUUACUUGUUGCAUAUUAAAUUUCAGUGGCAGUAAGGAGAUAUAAACAAUGGAGACUAACUCAGAAAACCUUCGACCGGCGGCUCCGCAGAGUGGACGGUCUAAGGGUAAACUUGCCACUAGGCUGGAGGAGGUAAAGAACCCGUGGCGAACCACCUCAAAACUGGAGUUUAGUCACAACGAAGCAGCCAGAUUGGCCACAGACGCUUUGCUGGAGUCGGGAGAAAAGGACUACAAAAAAGUUCUGAACGAGGAGAAAGAACUGAGCUUCCUCUCCCAGCUUGAAAUUCGCUACAUUAUAGAGAAUGCCAAUAAGAACUCUCCACCAGAGAGCAGCAGCAACGGCAAUGACAAGGACUUUGGGGACACUGUAUCCGAGAUGACUUCGGGCACAUAUUUUCCGAUGAUGUCUGACGAGGAGCCCCCAAUACUGGAGCUGGGCUGGCCAGACCCUCCCCACCGCUUCGGACCCUCGGAGACACAGAUAUACUUCCAGAGGGACAAGUCUCAAAACAUUAAAGACCUCAUACGCUCUCUGAUAAGCAAGGCCAAAAAAGUGAUUGCUUUGGUGAUGGACAUCUUUACGGACGUCGAUCUCUUUUGUGACCUCAUGGAAGCGUCGAGCAAGAGGAAAGUCCCCGUCUAUAUUCUGCUGGACGAGAAGAACCUGGACUAUUUUCUAGACAUGUGCAACAGCAUGGAGAUCGACAACACUCAUCUGAUUAACAUGCGAAUCCGUAGUGUGUGCGGGGACACGUACUGCACCAAGAACGGCAAGAAGUUCACGGGGCAGGUCCAGGAGAAGUUUAUGAUCAUCGACUGCGAGGAGGUGCUGGCCGGCUCCUACAGCUUCACCUGGCUGUCGGCGCAGAUCCACAGCAACAUGCUGCUGCACUUCUCGGGCCGCAUCACCGAAAGCUUCGACCGCGAGUUCCGCUGCCUGUACGCCGACUCCGAGGUCGUGGAAAACUUCUACAACCCGGACGACGACGACGACCACCAGCAUCCCCCCAACUACCCCAACUACUCCAACGCCAUCGCCAACGCCGCCAACAUCGGCCUGGACUUCAUGCGCGACAGGAUGCAGCCGAUGCAGCAGCAGCAGCCGUCCGAGCACUCCAGCACCGCCUCCAGCAGCAGCCUGUCCAGCAUCAAGGCCGCCCCCUGCAAGCCGGCCGCCGCCACCGUCUACAAGGUCACCCAGGAGAAGAAGGAGGUCACCAGCGGUGGAGGAGGAGGAGGAGCCCAAGGGCAGAAGAGUGCGCUGGACAGGGGGCGUGUCGUUGCUGGUGUUGGUGGUGUUGGUGUUGGUGUUGGUGUUGGGGGACUCAAUGGCAACGGCGGCAGCCCGGCGUCCUCCACCCCGGGUGGGGUCCUGCUGCGCGGCUCCCCCAACAGCUCCAACCAGGGUCACCUGCCGGCCGAGCGGCAGAGCCACAUGUCCAGUAGUCACCACCUGCCCGGACACCUGCAGGACCGCGUGGGCUACGGUGCCGCCAUGGCGGGCAUGGACUGGGGGGCGGGGGUUGGGGCGGGCGCGGGGGCCAGGGCGGGCACCCCGGAGUUCCUGCGCGCCAACCUGGGCGGGCCCAUCAGCAAGUUCCAGGCCCUGGGCAUAUACGACCACAGGAACUACUUUGGCGCCAAGGGUCCGCCCGUGGGCGUGGGGGGCGUGGGUGCGGGGGUGCUGCCCUCGGACAUGACCUACGGGGGCGCUAGAGUUCCCACCACGACGGCGGCAGCAGCAGUAGCGGCAGCGGCUCUUCCCAUGGACAGCAAGUACGGCACCAAGCCCAGCGGCCCCACCACCAUCCUCAACAAGCUCACGGACUUCUUCUCGCCACCCACCAAAGACAAGGACCCCUACUCCUACCACAGGUCCCCCACCCACAGCACGGCGUACGGGGGACAGGAGUUGGAGAGCAGACACGCCGCGCUACAGGCCCCGGCCCCGGCCCCGGCCCCGAAAGAGAACUUCGGCAACGACCUGUGGCUGAGCAGGAAGGACGAGAAACGCAUGACGCUGGGCCACAGCAAACUGGACCUCGUCAACCAGUACAACAAGAAGACCAAGCCCGUGUACAGUCGCUUUGAGUUAAAAAGCAACAACUGAGUGCUGCGGCUGCAUACUAGUACUGUUGUACGUACGUUUUCAUGUUUGUUUUUCGUCAGGACAAGCCCCAAAGAGGAAAGCACUGCACUGCACUGCACUGCACUCUUUUUUAUUUGUCAGUGUCAGAGUCUGUGUGCUUUCAGAGGGCUGUGUGUGGUGAAGUGAAGUGGGGAGUGUGUUUCUAUGGGUCUUUGUCCUCGCAGCUGGUGAAAGGGCGUCGACAGAUGGAGGACCACACAGCGUCGCGUCACGUUGCGGCGUAGCGUACCGUAGCGUAGCGUACAUGGCCCAGGUUGUCAUGGCCGCCUGGAGCUGUUUCAAAGCCCUUUUUAUUGAGCCUUUCAUGUUCACAGAUGACAGGCUGACAGGAGAUUUUUUUAAAAUGAAUUUCCUCUUUUUUUGUGAAAGAAGUGCCUGUUUGUAUACUGUACAAAAAAACCUACUAAUGCAACUUUUCAUUCAACACGAACACAUCAUUUUUUAUUUCUGGAAAAUAGUAAAUUACUUCGUCAGGGUCAACAUCGCAAAUCUUCCACUUCUGGACUACAGGACAUGGCUGUUGCCUUACAAAGGGGAUGUCUUAUCCUUAUCGGAAAUGGACUGUUCUGUUUUGCAGUAUUUAUUUAUUUUUUUAAAACAAAGAAAAACACAAUACAGGACUGUUCUCCAGCAGGCCAUCUGGUUUUUGAACACUCCAAUGAUACUGUCCAAAGAGCACCAGGAUGCUGAAUGAAAGAGUGUGAACUCUUUUCUUUGUUUUGUACAGGAUGCCAUUGAUGGGAAGCUCACCUUUUCUGCACUACUCAGUGUUAUGGUUGUACGGUGGCUUUGAAUGCAACACCCUUCUCACCCACACUCACCACACUCACCUGUCACGUCUUCCCACAGACCUAGUAGUGUUAUUUUUAGACAUACUGUGAUAAACUUGUCGAUAAAGGAGACAGACAAGUGCAUGAAGAUGGCAGUGGCUGUGAUGUUUUGUACUGUAACGUAUAGGAUUGCAUUCGAGAGAGAGAGAGAGAGAGAUAAGAGGGGGGGAAUUUGCAAUCAAGGAAUUGGGCAAGGAAGAGCCUACAGUAUCCAUUUUCAAUGGCAAGUGAGAUGCCAAAUGCCUAGAUUGGGUUCCAGACCUCCUUAACGCUGGUGUCUGUUGAGAACUGUUCCUUGUAAAUACUUUUUUUUCAAAAGUUUGUUUUAGGGGCUGUUGUGCCUUUAAUUGUGGACAGGAAAGUGAAGAUGAUGACAGGAAGAGAGUGGGAGAGCUAGAGAGAUGGAGAGAGAGAGAGAGAGAUGGGGGUAAGCCCGGGACAUGCCUCAGGCUGGCUUUAAACCUGAGUCCCUGUGGGCAUAUUAGACCUUUUCUGGUAUGUAUGCUGCAUUAGUGCAAUGCACCACUGCAACCCCAACCCCCCUCCUUUGUAAAUAUGGAGAUAGGCUCGCAUAGUAUCUUUCUUAAUGUGAUUUUUUUUUACAGCAGUACUGCUGUGGAGGGCAACCACAGUCAGAGCCAGCUGCCCACUAAGUUGUGUACAGGCACAGGUGGUGGUAGCAUGGGAAUUCCCCCCCCCCCCCCCCCCCUUACAUUCACAACACAACAGUAUCAACCCUCAUGUGUUUAUUAAAUCAAAAUAGUGAGUCAGGUUUAUUAUUAACACCCGGGCGGGCGGGCGGGCGGGCGGGAAGUUGUCUAUUCUGGACCUUGGAAAGCAGCAUAGCUCAUGAUGAAGAGAAGGAGACUCAGACACGGACACACAACACAACACAACACAAAUAAGCCAUUUACAUCCGUUUGCCAUCAAAUGUUGUACAACUCUGUUUAUUAUUUUAUAUGGACACUGUGUGAGUUUUGAAUAUGUAUACACCUUGUAUAAUGAACCUACGACUACUGUAUAAUAUUUGUCUGUAAAAAACAGUAAGGUGUAUUAUAUUGCGGGGGGUUGAAUGAAUUCAACCGAAUGGACAUUUUUUUUAAAGAGCACAGAUAUGCGUCUCAUAACAAUUG